GCAGCUUGUAAUGUUCUCAUCUUGUCAUACCGGAUCUAUCCCAGUGCUGCCUAUAAAACAGAAGCAUCAUCGUGUCGCAAUGAAAAGGGAAUUUUUAAUAAUUGUCACAGUUUGGGCACUGCUAGUUGCAAGUGUUAGUGGAGGCGAAGGUUGUUCUUCCUCAUCCGACUCCUCCUCUAGCAUGUGCGGUGGCGGUGGCGGUGGCGGUGGGGGGGGGGGUGGGGGUGUUCCUGUUCUUAAGAUUCAGAAGAAACGUGCAGUUGCCAAGACUGAUGACGCUGAGAUUGGAAAGGCAGCACCGCUGAGAUAAGAAAGAGAAAUGCGAGCUCUCCUUGUUGCAACACUGAGAAACAUCACAUCAGAGUUCAGCUACUUGAAUUUUAUAUAUCAACGAUUGAACCAAACUUUUUCGGAAUAUUCAUAUUGACAAGUUGACCUCGAAAUCUUUAUAUUCUAUUUGAAUGAUCCGCAUAAAUGACAUCAAAAUGCUUCUUUAAAUUUAUGUUUUAAUUAUUAAAAACUUAAAUUCUAUAAUUUGCACAAUAUUUAAAGUAAUAAAACGAGAGCAUUGC
Molecule: messenger RNA, 572 nt
Organism: Mercenaria mercenaria
Lineage: Eukaryota; Metazoa; Mollusca; Bivalvia; Venerida; Veneridae
Product: transcription factor Maf-like
Exons: 3
Coding region: 11-310 (99 amino acids)
Source: RefSeq, a predicted model, not a curated record